Molecule: messenger RNA, 3748 nt
Organism: Oenanthe melanoleuca
Lineage: Eukaryota; Metazoa; Chordata; Aves; Passeriformes; Muscicapidae
Gene: BCL2L11
Product: BCL2 like 11
Exons: 3
Coding region: 19-633 (204 amino acids)
Biological process (GO): meiosis I
Source: RefSeq, a predicted model, not a curated record
GGCGCGCUCGGCGGAACAAUGCGGGCGGAGGAGGGCGGCGAGGGCCGGGCCGGGCUGACGGCGCUCCGCUCCCCGCAGGCAGCCCCGAUGGCCAAGCAGCCCCCCGAGGAGAAGGCGCGGCGCGGCGGGGAGGGCGGGCGGCUGCCGGCGGCCGAGGGGCCGGGCCCGGGCGCGCAGCUGCGGCGCGGCGCUCCCGCCGCCCUGCCCGCCGUGUCCGCGCCGCGGGGCCCGCCCGCCAGCCCCGGCCCCUUCGCCACCCGCUCGCCGCUCUUCAUCUUCGUGCGGAGGUCGCCGCUGCUGCCGCGCUCCUCCAGCGGAUACUUCUCCUUCGAGGCCGAGCGCAGCCCCGCGCCCGCCCUGGGCUGCGACAAGGCCACGCAGACCCCCAGCCCGCCCUGCCAGGCGCUCAGCCACUGCCUCAGCGCCAUGGCUUCCCGGUGGCGAUCCCAGUCCCCGCAGGAGGAGGCGCAGCCGGAGCUCUGGAUCGCGCGGGAGCUGCGGCGCAUCGGCGACGAGUUCAAUGCCUCCUAUUGUCCACGCAGGGGGCUGUUGGAGCAGCAGGUGGGGAACCCCCAGGUGGUGAUGCUGCGUCUGCUGCGUUUCAUCAUCCGCCUCAUCUGGAGGCUGCAGUGAGCCCCUGGCUCAGCCCCAGGAGCCACCAGGACUCAAUUCCUCGUGGGAACGCCCAGGAAGGACAGACAGACGGAUGGAUGUGGGGCUCCCAGCCUGCCUCUCCCCCAGGACACGUGGCAGGAUCCCAUUCCCACAGCAGAGUGUUUCCCUCCACUCUUUUUAUUCAGUUUUGUUUUUUUUUUUCCUCAAAAGAGUCUCAGCGAAAAUUGUGUUUUGUCACCGUUGCUGGAAUCCUGUGGGAUGAGCCCCUGAGCCACCAGGUUUGCCUUGCAGAGGCUCAGAUUCCUCCCCUCUCCCUUUGCCUCCCAAAGAGGCUGGAAAAAGGGCAGGGGGAAUCAAUCAGCACUUCUUUUACCUGUAAAUACCUAAUGCUACCCCAAAUCCAACUUCAUUUGCCUCCUGUAAAUCAGCCUAUUUCCUGCUGACUGAUUUUUUUUCUUUUGGAUUUUGAUAUCUCCAUUUUUUUAAAUUUUUUUUUUUAAUCCACUCUGAAUUUCAAGACUUGUCAAACUCCAGGGUCCAAACCAUCACAACCAACCAACCAAACCCCAAGCCACCACCAGGUUGCCUUUUUUUAAAAAAAAACAAAAACAAAAACAAGGAAUUCUUUCUCUAAAAGGUGUGAGAACACUUCUGUGCUGUCUGCUCUCAGACUGGGGGACUGAGCAAUCCAGCAAUAAAGCAGUUCUGGAGGCAGGAGCAGCUCCUGGAAUGCUGGUGAUGGCAGCAGAGAGGUUCCCAAGAUUGUGUUUCCCUGGAUUCUCUCUGUGUUCCUGCUCCUGGAUGCAGAUGGGAUGGAGCCAGCCCGACCUGGAUCCGUGCAGGACAUUCCCAGCUCUGCUCUGUGUCUCCUCCCAGGUGUUCCCACUGUCUCCAGCAGAUGUUUUUUGGGAUGGGCUGCUCCAGCCAUCCCAUAUCUAUGCACAAACAUCUCCCUUCCCUCAGGCUGGUGCAGGUGCUCCCCAAAAGGGGACAGAAGGAAAGCCCCAUCCCAACCCCCCUUGGAGCAGGGAGAGGCUGCUGAGUGCCAUGGAUGAUAAUUAGUGUUAAUUGGGACCUCUCUGCACGAGUUUUAUUCCCUUUUUUCCCUUGGAAGUGCAAGGUGAGCAGCAGCUGCAGGAGCAGGGGAUGUUUUGGGGGGAACCUUUGCACUGGGGGGAUGGAGCAGUUCAGAUCACAAAGGAGCUUGGCCAGGGCACAUCCUGCUCCUCAUCCUCUGGCUCCCUGUGGGAAUUCCACUGGUAAAAUGAAAUUAAAGGGAUAAAACUCUGCAGCAGAGGUGGGGGGAACCCAGUGAGAUUUUUUUUUAUUAUUAUUAUUUUUUUUUGUUUGCUCCCAGUUUUGUUCCAUCAUUGCUGGUGGAUGAAAUGGUGCUUUGGGAUCUCCCAACCUUUGGCAUCCCAGAAUGUGUCCCUUGGAGUACACCAAAGAAUCACCAAAGAGCACUUUACCCCAUCCUCCCAUGGAGACAAAAACUCAUUUUAAGGGAAAAACAAACAAAAAAAAAAAAAAUUCAAGGUAUUGGCAAAAAUCAUAGGAAAAGGAACCCUCAAAAAACAGGAUUCCUGUGAGGUUUAGGGAAAAAAAAAAAACCAAAAAAGCCUCAAAACAGAAGAAUGCUAUAAACCAGGGAUUUCUGCUCCCUGCUCUGGGUCUGUAGCCUGUGCUCUGUGUUGCACCAAAAGGGUGAAGAGUUUUCCUUGGAAACCAGAUUGAUCCCAUUCUUGCUCCUCCUCUUUCCCACCAAACUGUAAAUACCCAAAUAUUUAUUAGAGUAGAGCAUCAUAUUAUUUUUCAUCAUCUGAGCCAAAUAUCUGUGUGCAAUGUAUUCCCUUCUCCUUUCUCUCCUGUAAGUUUUGUACAGCUUAAAAAUACUUUAAAAACCUAAAAAAAUAGCAAAAAAAAAAAUCCUGGUUUUUUUUCCUACACUUUUUUUUAGAGUUGAAUUGGUAAAUACUGUAGGUCCUUUUUUUGGUUUAUUUUGUUCUUUUUUUUUUUUUUUUUUUUUCCUGUGUAAUUAAUGCACUCUACUGUUUAAUGCUGUAACUUGUAGAAAUGUUGUAUAUUUAUUUCCUGCUUAUUUAAGUGAAGAUUUGGUUUCCUCCCUGCCAGAAUUGUUGGAUCCCUUUCCAAAGCCAUCGUGGUGUGGAUAACAAGAUUUUAAUCUUUUUUUUUUUUCCUUCAAGUGCCUAAGUCCCCACUUCCCAGGAGUGAUUUAGGCACAUCAAAGACUUCAGCAUUAGUGAAAUUCAGUGGGAAUUUGGAAUUUGGCUCCUCCAGCCCCCUGGGAUUGCUCCAGCCAGGUUUUUUUGGAGCACCAAUCCCAUGGGAUCGUGUGAAUCACUAAAUUGAGUAGCAGGACCCAGCAUAUGUAGCAUUUUUUGACUGCAGUUUCCCUGCCUUCCUUGUGUUUUGCACUGAUGAAUUUUGGACAGGGUAAUUGCCACUUUACUUGUGCAAUACUGCUGUAAAUAAUUGCAAGAGCCUUGGGUUGUUUUUUUUUUUGGGGGGGGGUUGUUUUUUUUUUUGUUUUGUUUUGUUUUUAAGGAUCUUUUAUGUUCUUGAUGAGUUUUAUAUGAAUAAAAACUUUCAACUAUUUGUCCUGACUGCUGGUUCUUUUUGACAAGGGGAUAUUUGUUGCUUUAUCACCAAUUUUCUCAUUUUUCCAGCCAUUCUCCCUCCAAGAUGCUCCAGGCCACCCCAAAAUGCAGCUCUUGAAUUAAUCUGCUUUGCCAGGUGCUGCCUUGAGUGUCCCCAACCCCAAAAAGCUGCUCCAGCUGGGAGAUAUUUGGGAAUUCCUUGGGAUUUUUUGGCUUUUCCUCACAUUUUUGUGGUCAUGUGCUCAAGCCCAGCUGAUGGGCACUUCCCAUGCACUUCUUGUCCCCAGCAGCUUUUCACUGGCAUUGAAGAAGUUUUGGGGUUUAUUUCAUUCUUUGUGUCUUGUUUUAUUAUUUAAUGCAUUUAUUAUUAUUUUGAUUUUGUUAUGGAACAUCACAUUUUUUUUCCCCUUUUAUUAUUUCACAUGGCAGUUUGUGUUUUAGAGUUUUAAAUCUGCUCCUAAAAAUUCCCAUCCCACCUUCCUUCUGCCUUGGCCCUCCAUCCCAUUUGUCCCUCC